Messenger RNA from Aspergillus sclerotioniger CBS 115572, 783 nucleotides. RefSeq lists its product as uncharacterized. Bases 1 to 594 code for a protein of 197 amino acids. The transcript is spliced from 3 exons. The record is from RefSeq and is a predicted model, not a curated record. Lineage: Eukaryota; Fungi; Ascomycota; Eurotiomycetes; Eurotiales; Aspergillaceae.
AUGGUUCUCGCACGUCCUCAUGUGCUCCGCGCAUCUGCUAGGGCCGUCGGUGCCGGCAUCGGCGUCGCAGCUCGACGACCUCCCACCCAGCAAUUCGCACGCAGGACCUAUGCUCAGUCGCAUGACGCUCCUAAGUCCUCCGACAUGCCAUGGCUCAUCGCAUCUGUUGGUCUGGGUCUCCCAACAGCAUACUACCUGCUUCAGGGCGGGGUGAAGAAGAAACCCCAGCACGGCCACGAGGAAGCUCACGGACCUGGACACGUGGAGAAGGAAGAGAAGAAGGAGGCCGAGUCUCCAGCGGGCGAAGCUACUCCUCAGCCCGAUCGCGACUCGGAGCAGAAGGUAGAUUCUUCGUCCUCGUCCUCCGGUACUACUCCAUCAACAGAUGGAAAGGCGCCUUCGGAGGCAGACCAGCCCGCCAGCCGGAAGGAACCAGGUUCUUCGGCCACCAUCUCUUCUAAGCAGGAGGGCCUGUCUAACACAGAUACUGAUAACCCGUUCGUGAACGAGCCUGGCAAGAGCCAAAAGGGAGAAGGAGAGACCGAAACCGCCAAGGUGAAGGGUACUGUUUCUCCCGACCGUCCCCAGGCGUGAUUGAGAUGUCUCAGGGUUUGAUGUUGAAAACUGUCCCAUAGCUCCGGCGAUGAAUAUUGUACUUUAUCCUCCAUGUGGCAUGGAAUGAUCGAGAAUUAGAUCGCCAAGAAGUGUUAAUGUAACAUUCCUACAUACUGAUCGCAUGUGCGUGCGUAGUUGUUGAUAAGAGAUUCCAGCUUCACCUUUGGC